Phodopus roborovskii (desert hamster) is the source of this 837-nucleotide messenger RNA. RefSeq names its product sodium channel modifier 1 (gene Scnm1). The record is from RefSeq and is a predicted model, not a curated record. NCBI's taxonomy places the organism in Eukaryota, Metazoa, Chordata, Mammalia, Rodentia, Cricetidae. Bases 104 to 793 code for a protein of 229 amino acids. Gene Ontology annotation, biological process: RNA splicing. Gene Ontology annotation, cellular component: nucleus. The transcript has 7 exons.
ACCGGAAACAGGGAAGGCAAUAACCUACUCUUCCUACGGUGGCCUGAAGGAGAGGCGAAAUAGGCGUAGGGAUAAUUUGUUAUUUCUAGGACUCACAGUCGCGAUGUCUUUCAAGAGGGAAGGUGACGACUGGAGUCAGCUCAAUGUGCUCAAAAGACGAAGAGUUGGAGACUUGCUGGCCAGCUACAUCCCAGAGGAUGAGGCGCUGAUGCUGCGGGAUGGACGAUUUGCUUGUGCCAUCUGCCCACAUCGACCAGUACUGGACACCCUGACCAUGCUAACUGCCCACCGUGCAGGCAAGAAGCAUUUAUCCAGUUUGAAGCUUUUCUACGGCAAAAAGCAGUCAGGCAAGAAAACAGAGCAAAACCCAAGGCAGCAGAAUGAAUUGAAGGCAGAGAGCAAAGCGGAGGCACCUUUGCUAACCCAGACUCGAUUAAUCACCCAGAGCGCUCUGCACAGAGCGCCCCACUAUAACAGUUGCUGCCGGAGGAAGCACAGACCGGAAGCCGCUGCUCCCUCUGUCUCCAGUCCUUCUUUGCCAGCCCCAGAGGUUGGACUCCAGAGUGCAAUGAUCAGUAGGGAACCUGAGACUAAGACAGAGUCACAUGCCAAAGAGUCAUCAGCUCUCUUGGCCUCUGCACCCAUGAGCCCCACAAAACGACGAGCCCUGAACCAUUACCUCACCCUCCGAAGCUCUGGAUGGAUCCCAGAUGGACAAGGUCGAUGGAUAAAAGAUGAAAAUGUUGAAUUUGACUCUGAUGAGGAAGAACCCCCUGACCUCCCCUUGGACUAAUAACCCUCUCCCAAUUUGUUCCACAAAUAAACUACAGUGAGUCC